ACUUAUUACAGCCCUCCUGUCAUGUAAGCACUGUGACUUUGGAGGGGGGGUAUAAAUUCAAUUAAACUGAUGCAUUUAGAGGUAAUUCCAGCAGUAACCAUAAUAAAUGCUCGUAAAAUUUCUCUAACGAUGAGGAAUAACUUUUGAAGCAAACCUGACACAGAAGUAGACCAUUCCUAUAAAACUGUUUUCCUGUCUCAUGUCACUUGGUGUCCUGAGCAUUGCGUCAAGGAGGAUUAAGGUAAUAGGCUUUCUUCCACUCAGCUGAUAGGCAUGUUCUGCCCUCACAGGCCCAUUUUGGAUGCUUGUCCAGGAACAUGGAUGUCUUUUGUGUUGUAUUAGGUAUCUUGCUAGUGUUUUGCGCUCUCAAACCCGGAUUUUCCUCUUGUCCGUUAGGCUGCUCCUGCACAGAUGACAGCAUGGGGAGAUCUUUACUGUGCAUGGGGACCUCCAUGGACCAAAUCCCAGAAGACAUUUCGAGCAACUUCACAAAAAUCCGAGUAGAAAACUGUCGCCUGAGUGAGCUACCUCAAGGCUCCUUCUCUCAAGUUGGGAACCUGGGGUUUCUCUGGCUCAAUUUCAAUGAAAUCACCUUGAUGAACAUCAAGAGUUUGAAGGGUCUAGCUAACCUGACGGAACUAAGAUUGCAGGGUAACAAACUCACUUCUGUACCAUGGACUGCAUUUCAGGACACGCCCAAACUAAAAAUUUUGGAUCUAAAGCACAACCGCCUGGAUUCUUUGCCAGAACAUGCUCUCAGACACCUAUCUUCACUGACCUACUUAGAUCUAUCCUUCAAUCAGCUUAGCAUCAUAUCAAAAGAAGUGUUCAUGAAUUGGCCUCUUUACCAAACAGCUGAAAAAGCAUGGGACAAAGACGGGCUGGUCUCCAACGUGGUCCUGGCUCUGCAUGAGAACCCCUGGCUGUGCGACUGUCGCCUCAAAGGCUUUGUUGAGUUCAUCAGAGAGGUUGGCCCUCCAAUCAUUCUCAUGAGCUCUUAUUUGAAGUGCUCAAGCCCCGAUUCUAAAGCCAAUAAGUUUUUCCAUGAGAUCCAGUUAAAAACAUGCAUGGCGCCAGUGGCUUCUGCUCAAGACACAAGCUUCACUGUACCUCUGGGAACAAACGCCACUCUAACGUGCAUAGUCAAGGCCAGACCAGCCCCAACCAUCCAGUGGAUGUACAGUCUGAAAAUUGUAAGAGGAUUUGUUGCUAAACAAACCCAACUAGAUGAAGAGACAGUCACCUCCCAGCUGUUGAUCCCAUCUGUACGUGUGGCAGACCGAGGAGUCUACACUUGUACCGCCAACAACUUUAUCAGCAAUUCCUCUGUCAGCGUGACGCUCAACAUCAACUCCCACAACUCCUCUAUGCCACUUCCUCCUGUCCCCAUGCUGUCAUCUAAUGACAACACUCACAUUGAAAUCCGCAUUGCCAAGCAGACAGUUUACGGCAUCACUUUAGAGUGGUACGCAACCAUGGACAACCCUGCAGAAACAUGGUUCACCAUCCACUUUGGCAAAUAUGAUUCCCCCAAGAAGGAGAUGAUCUAUCUUGGCCCCGGCAUCAACAGCUAUACAGUAAGCGACCUGCUUCCUGUCACCAAAUACGAGGUGUGUGUCACUCUGAAGAACCACCCACCCAGAGACGGUCAGUGCAUCGUCUUCAUCACAGGAAGUGACAUCAGCGAGCUGGAGCAAAGGGAGAAGCUCAUCCAUAUCAUAGUCAUCGUGUGUGCCAUGGUGCUGGCCGUGCCAGCUGGCAUGUACGCCUGCACCACAGAGGCGCGCUUCAGCUGUGUGGACCGCUGCCUGGAUCUGUGGAGGAGGCGAAGAAUGCACCGAGAGGGGACGCAGGAGACGGAGAGGCAGGCCAACUUUGACAGUCUGCAGGCGGCCAGCGAUGAAGCCCUCUGCCGGAAGUCCCUGGAGAAGGUGAAGAGGCGCAAGUCUGAGGAUAAGAGCAGAGGAGGAAGUGCAGCUCAGCUGUACUAGCUGUUGAAAAUUGUACAAAAAACUGACCUUUUUUUUUAAUCUAAAUAUUUAAUUUAUUUAUUUUGUGCCAUUUUUUUGUACACAGUGU
Messenger RNA from Oryzias melastigma (Indian medaka), 2079 nucleotides. Its product is annotated as leucine-rich repeat, immunoglobulin-like domain and transmembrane domain-containing protein 2. Gene Ontology annotation, molecular function: protein binding. The coding region runs from base 318 to 1991 and encodes 557 amino acids. The record is from RefSeq and is a predicted model, not a curated record. The transcript has 3 exons. Lineage: Eukaryota; Metazoa; Chordata; Actinopteri; Beloniformes; Adrianichthyidae.